CAGGUCGGGUACAGGCGCCACGGUUCAUCGGUCUGCAGGUAGCGACGGAGAGUGUGGUGAGCGAAGGACACACCAAGAUCCUCCAAUGUCAGGCCCUAGGUUACCCCCAGCCAGAGUACAGGUGGAUGAGGGAUGGUGAGCCCCUGGGAGAGUUCUCCAGUGAACACUUCUACAAGAUCUCCUCCGUUACACGGGAUGAUGCCGGCGACUACCGCUGCGUGGCGCGAAACUCUGCCGGGGCUAUAUUUUCCGCCAAGACCUCAUUCUCUGUUGCCUACAUGACUGGCUACAACAACACAGAGGACACAGUGAUAACAGUACAAGCCGGUGAGGCAGCCAUGCUCUCCAUACCUCCUCUUGAGUCAUAUCCUCCACCUUCAGUCACGUGGUUAGCUGAUGACAACUCCCUUCUGUAUGGGAUCAAAUAUGCCACCACAGACCCCGCCAACCAGUUCAUUAUUUUAGCGACUCAGCCCUCGGACAUGAAGACCUACAGUGUUCGCAUCACCAAUACCCAGCUAGGGGUGGAGGAGGUCAGUGGAGGGAUUACUCUGGUAGUGGAAGGAGAUGAGAGAGGGAAUGAGGAACUUCCCCCUUCUAUCAUUGUUCCUCCAAUUAACACAACCAUCAUCAAGGACUCCAGUAUUGCACACUUGCAGUGUAUUGCAAAUGCAAGACCAUUGUAUCAGCUGGAGACACUCUGGUUCAAGGAUGAUGUGCCCAUAGAACAGUCGGGAGUCGUUUUUUCUUUCAAUGGCUUGUGGAAUCGCACUCUUAGCCUCCUCCAAGCUGACCUACACUACGCUGGUGUUUACAAGUGCCAGGUUCGCCUACGUACAAGUAUAGAUGAACCUAUACAAGCUGUGGCACAAGUUGUCAUACAUGAUCGACCAAAAUUAACAAAACAACUGCCUGUAGAUACUUAUGCAGAUUUAGGCAAAACAUUGACUAUUCCUUGUUCUGUGGCUGGGACACCUAUACCCUAUGUUACCUGGUAUAGGGAUGCUGUUAAUGUCAUUACUCUGGAUGAUAACAGGUAUCGAGUCCUUCUCAACGGAUCCCUGGCCAUUUCUGCAGUUCAAGUCAAUGACACAGGAAUGUAUCAGUGUCUGGCAUCUAAUGCUGCAGGAGAAACUUCUGCCUAUACUUGGCUCAAAGUAAAAACGCGAUGGGACGAUCCUUCUUCUAAUCGUGUACACAGGUCCUUGAAAUCGAGGGCCUUUGUUCAGUAUCCUUCUGCUCCCCUUAUGGUGAUGACGCCUGAGAACAUGACUGUGCUGGAUGGCCAGGAUGCUACAAUUUCAUGCCGUGCAGGUGGAGCUCCUCAGCCCAAUGUUACCUGGCUGUAUAAUGAUGACUUAGAGCUGGUGGAAAAUGGUCACUAUCAGAUUCUCAGUUCAGGAGAUUUGCUGAUAGCUGGUGUCAACACACGGGAUGAGGGGAAAUACACCUGCCUUCGCUCCAAUGAAGCGGGAACUGUGUCAGGUGAUGCUUGGCUCUCCAUCCUAGUCAAAACACAAAUAUCACAGCCGCCAGUGGACACGAGGGUUAUACUAGGUCGAGUAGCAUCACUGCAGUGUAAGGUGUCCCAUGCUCCUACAGUGUCAGUCCAAGUCCAAUGGUUUAAUGGAAAUAUUGCCAUUGAUCCUGAGGGAAGUCCUCGCAUCAGUGUGCGACAAGAUGGAACACUGGAGAUACAGGAAGUUAGGGCAGCAGAUGUUGGAUUAUACACUUGUGUGGUCAUAUCGUCUGGUGGAAAUGAAACUCGAUCUGCUCGCUUAGAGGUGAUAGAGCUGCCUUACGCCCCAACUGGUGUACAGGCUGCCCGCACUCCUCGCUUCCCAAAAUCUGUGCAAAUCACCUGGACUCCAACGUUUGACGGAAAUAGUCCGAUAAUAAAAUUCAUCAUUCAGAAAAGAGAAGUUCCCACAGAAGGAGUAGUUGAUGAUUUAGGUCUGAACUGGGUGACGGUGCUGACUAAUGUGAGUGCUGCAGCUAAUGAGGCUAUAGUAGGGGACCUCCGACCCUCCACAGGCUAUCAGUUUCGAGUGUCGGCUGUAAAUAAUGUUGGAGAGGGAUCACCAUCUGAACCAUCCAACACAGUUAUCCUCCCCCAGGAAGCACCAUCUGGGCCCCCCCAAGGGUUGGUUGGCUCUCCCAGAUCCUCAGCAGAAAUUAUGAUCCAGUGGGAAGCACCGCCUGAGGAAGAGAGGAAUGGGGUGGUUCUUGGCUACAUGGUGCGCUACAGACUGUGGGGAUAUAAGGAUUCACAGUGGUACUACCGCAACAUUACCAAAGAGAACCAACACAACUAUCUUAUUGGAGGUUUGAUAAUAUGGAAAGAUUAUGAGAUCCAAGUUGCUGCAUAUAACAUCAAGGGCGUUGGUGUCUACUCACGCAGUAUACGACUCAAGACCAAGGAGGGGAUACCAGCAGCCCCACCCAAGGCAGUCGAGGCUGUUGCUGUCAGUUCAACCACCAUCAAAGUAUCAUGGAAGCCACCUGAUCCCUGGAUGAUUAACGGAAUUAAUCAGGGUUAUAAAGUACAAGCAUGGCGAAAUGAACCAGAGGAUGCCAUUGAACCAGAUAAAACUUUGACAGUUCCUCCAAAUCCAUAUCCAGAUGCUAAUGAAUCUGCAGAACUGACUGACUUAGACAAAUACACAGAGUAUUAUCUCACAGUCCUCUGUUUCACACAUCCUGGUGAUGGCAAGCGCUCCCAACCAAUAAAGCUUCAAACACUUGAAGAUGUCCCAGAUACAGUAGUGAACCUGAAGUUUGAGGAUGUAAGUGAUCGGUCAGUACGGGUGCUGUGGGAUGAACCCGACCAAAGUAAUGGGAUCCUGAAGGGCUACACCCUCUCCUAUAUGGUUAAGGACUCUCCUCACACCAAGAUUGUUCAAAAUUUGACUGCUGAUGUUACAACAUACUUGGUUACUGAACUGUCUGCAACAACCUUCUAUACAUUUGAGGUGUAUGCUUGGACCUCUGUAGGACCAGGCACACCAGUGGUAGCAACACUUCAGUCAGGCGUUGAACCAGUUUUACCAGAGCCACCAACCCGACUGGCUGUCUCAAACAUUCAGGCUUUUUCUGUGGUGCUUCAGUUUACCCCGGGCUUUGAUGGAAAUGCUUCUAUAUCCACGUGGACUGUGCAGGCACAGUCUUCUCGUAGCAGCACAUGGGAAACAAUAUAUGAUGUUUCUGCUCCAGAUGCCUCCACAAUUACAGUUCAAAACCUCAUCCCAUAUACUAAGUAUCGUCUGCGACUCAUUGCAAACAAUGUAGUUGGAGCAUCAUCCCCCUCUGAGUCAUCACCAGAUUUCCAAACCCUCCAGGCAGAGCCAGCUCAUCCACCAUCAAAUAUGACCGUGAGAGCUAUGUCCUCCACUCAGCUUCGAGUUCGAUGGAUACCACUGCAGCAGUUUGAGUGGUAUGGUGCACCUCAGGGUUACCGCAUUCGUUAUCGACCAAUCGGAUGUGAAUGUGACUUUUCUGAAGACUUUGUAUACGACAACACUGCCAACUCACAUCAGCUGGUAGACUUACAAGAAUACACACUUUAUGAAGUGACAAUGGUUGCUGUAAAUGAUAUUGGCCCUUCAUCUUUGGCUCCUGUUGCUAUUGAGAGAACUAGAGAGUCAGUUCCAAGUGCUGGACCAGACAGUGUUAGUGCCAAUGCAACAUCCUCAACAACAAUUGUGGUGCGAUGGAAGGAGGUGCCCAAGAUUCAUCAGAAUGGUAUCAUAGAGGGAUACAAAGUGGUCUAUGUUGGUAAAAAUAUGAAGCCACAAGAAAAGGUGAUCCCAAACAACAAUACCUUCGCUGCGACCAUAACCCAGCUGCGGAAGUAUUACCAGUACACGGUACAAGUGUUAGCCUAUACCAGGUUAGGUGAUGGGGCAUUGUCCACUCCUCCUCUCUUGGUGCAGACUCACGAAGAUGUUCCUGGACCUCCAUCUGAAAUCUCCUUCCCUGAUGUGUCGUUCACGUAUGCCCGGAUCAUCUGGGAUGUCCCUGAAGAACCAAAUGGGGAGAUAACUGCAUACUCCAUUGUUUACCACCUGGCUGACAGCACAGACGUCAACAACACCCUGGAGUUUGGGCCAACUACGCGCACUUACAAGGCUGUUGAGUUAAAGCCUGAAAGCUAUUACAUGUUUUUGGUGAGUGCUCGCACACGGCUAGGUUAUGGCAAGGCCUUGAAAGCUCCUGUGUACACGACAAACAAUAGGGAGCUGCCUGCACCUCCUUCCCGUCCCUCUAUCUCCCAUUCACAAAUCACUUCAAGAACUAUUACCUUCUCCUGGAACCCUGGCAGAGAUGGGUUUGCCCCAAUCAGGUACUACACAGUUCAGUAUACUGAGGGAAAUAGUGGUUGGCAGACUAUUGAUGAAAGAAUAGAUUAUUCAAGUAACAGUUAUACUGCAGAAAAUCUUAAACCCUUUACUGCUUACAAGUUUCGGCUUCGGGCCACAAAUGACAUAGGAGCAAGUGGCUGGAGUGAUGGUAGUGUGGAGGUCAGGACUCUGCCAGCUGCACCCAUUGAACCUCCAACUGAUAUUAAGGUUAUCCCUAUAACAACAAAGAGUGUACGGGUAGAAUGGACACCCCUCUUCCCAAACUCCUGGAGCGGAGAUGACAAGACAGGUGGCUACAGGGUAAAAUACCGGCAGAUGUCGGAUAUCCCCACAGCUUUUAGCAUGCAACAAAAGGAACUGAAGAACACUUUAGCCCGAGAUGUUGUACUGGAGGAUCUUGAGAUGGAUACAAAUUAUGAAGUGUUGGUGGUGGCAUUUAAUGCACAGGGAGAGUCACCUUCUUCUGCCCCCAUCACUGUGUAUGUGGGAGAAGCUGUGCCCACUGGCAAUCCCAAGAAUGUAAAGACUGAAGCUUUGUCAUCUACUGAGAUAAAGAUUUCUUGGGAGCCUCCUGAAGAACAAGACAAAAAUGGAGAACUUCUUGGCUACAAGAUCUUUUAUAGAAGUGAAAAAGACCCAGAAGGUUCUGAUGAGGUUGAAGUAGUUGGAGCUUCAACUACAAAUUAUGAACUCCUGUAUUUGGAAAUGUAUACACGAUAUAUUAUAACCAUCUUAUGCUUCAAUCCUGCUGGGGACGGCCCCAAAUCUGACCCAGUGUACUCCAGGACACUAGAAGAUCUUCCUGGACCUGUUACCAAUCUAAGCUUUACUGAUAUUACAAUGAAUAGCCUAAAAGUGGUUUGGAAUGCUCCAACAAGACCUAAUGGGAAGAUUGUGGGAUAUCUUGUGACAUAUGAAACUGCAAGGCCUGAUGAAAAUUUCAGUAAGCAAGUGAAGCAAAAAGUAACAACAUCCUACUUACUGGUGACGUCACUAGAAGAAGAGGUUGCCUAUGUGUUUAGUGUUAGAGCACAGACCAUUGAUUAUGGUCCAGAGGUACAAGCAAAUGUUACAACGGGUCCUCAGCCUGGAUCUCCAUCACGGCCAAAAGACCUAACACUAACCAAGACAGUGUCUAGUGUUACUUUACAUUGGCGUAAUAGUCACUCGGGAAAAGGCUCCAUUCUUGGUUAUUACAUUGAGGCAAGAAAAAUUGCCGCCAGCUUUGAAUGGCAGAUGUACUCAGACAAGUGGUCAGUACUGAUGAAGACUGAGACGGGUGAGGUUGAGGAGUACACUGUGUCUUACCAGAACUUGCUGCCAUCCACACAGUAUGAAUUCCGCCUUAUUGCUUACAACAUGUAUGGAAUAUCCUUUCCAGCAAUCGCUAUUGAGAAGAUUGUGACUCCAUCUAAGCGGUUUCUAGAGUAUGGGUAUCUCCAGCAGCGACCAUUCUAUCAUCAGACUUGGUUCAUGGUGACACUGGCAGCCAUAUCUAUUGUCCUCAUUAUCAUUGUUAUUGCUGCAUUGUGUGUUAAGAGCAAAACCUACAAAUAUAAACGUAUUGUAGAGGAAUUGUUGUCAGCACAAGAAGCAGCAAACAAGACCAUGGAGGAGUCACUGAACACUGAUGAGACAGCAUUCUCAACUUUUGAGAUGCGACAGUCAAGGCGUGGUACAAUAAGCAAAAGAAGUACCUUAGGCCGCAGGUCAGUUGUUGGUGCCACUGCCGUCGUUAAUGCAAAAUCUCCGCCACGACCGGCUCCAGCAUCCAUCACUUACUCAGACGAGGACACAGUGAAGGGUUAUGAUGAGAAUCCUGAUGAUUCAAGUGAAUUGACUGAAAAGCCAACAGAUUUAUCAUCGACUGCCUCAGAGCAGGAGUCUGAAAGUGAAAAUGAGAGUCAUCACUCUGAACCUCAUUCGUUUGUCAAUCAUUAUGCCAAUGUUAACGACACGCUGCGCCAGUCUUGGCGAAGACAAAAACCAGUUCGCAAUUACUCUAGUUAUACAGAUUCUGAAGCAGAAGGUAGUGCAGUAAUGAGUCUUAAUGGAGGACAGAUUAUCAUGAAUAACAUGGCUGGAUCACGGGCACCUUUACCGGGCUUCUCUUCAUUUGUAUAGUCGAGAAAUUAUAUAGAAAUGUAGACAAUUUGAAAAGACAUACUACUUUAAGUCCACUUUGUAUGUGAUAUAGAGAUGAUGAUCUCAUGGAGAUCUGAAUUAGUGAGAACUGUGGCUCAGGUGAAACCAAGGGAACAAAUUGGUUACUGCCAUGAUGAUCAAGCACCUGCAGCAAGUUUAAAAGAUUGUGUCAAAUGGACACUGGUCCUCAAUGUCUGUGAUAUGUACAGCAGUAGUGUAAAUAUUUUUAGCUUCUAGAAAUCAUCUUCAUAAUCUCUAGAAAUUUCAGUGAUUAUUGACUGACGAACCUUCUGAAAUAGUUGUGAGGUACAUUUGACCUGGUAAAUGUGUUUUAGGAAUAUUUACUUUAGAAGUGACAGUUUUUUUACUGAGCAUUAUUCUGUAAUUGAAUGAAAUCAAAUAGUUUUUGUAAUUAAAAGUCAUAAAUAGAAUUACUUUGAUUACUGAACCAAUGCAAGGAUGUAACAAGACAAGAAUGAAAAGCAAAAAGUUGAGAAAUUAGACAAAAAAUACAUGUGGUUCUGUUAACAAAUUGACCUUAUUUUUGGCAAUUAACCCCAAAGAUUUUUGGGUAAAAAAAAAAAAAAAAUCUACCCCUCUUUGUGACACCCUUGGGUAAAAAUACAGUAAUCGAAUAAAAUUCUUUUGAUACUACCUACAGUAUAUUGCGGAGUGAUGUACGACAUUAAUUCCACAAAUAGCUUGUACAUGUAUGUACUUGUAAAAAAAGAAAAGUGAUCAUCAGACUUUCCUUGCUUCUGCCUAUACUGUACUUGAAACCACAUGUAUUUUGAGGAGAAAUCUUGUUCAAUUGGAUUGUUGCAGAUUUUAGUUUCGAUUUCAUUUAUUAAAUUAUUUUAUUGACUACUUUUCAUGUCAGAUAAUUUUCUUAGAGGUUGGUAUUAAGUGGUUCAGUUUAUUCUAUGCCAAAGCUUGGAGCAUUCAUUAAUAUAAGGACUCUUGACCAUGUGAAUUAACAGUAUUCUCAUGCAUUUAACAGGAUAAUCAAUUUUGAUGUCUUAUGUUUUUAUCAUAAUUUCAUUACCAUAAUCAUUUUGCAUAUAUAAUUCUUAUUACUAUAACAAACAAUCAUAACUUUAAGCAGGCAUUAUUUUAAUAUCAGAGUGAAUGGGAUGAAAGUACUGAAUGUAUACUUACAGUAUAAUGAUGUUGUCAUGUGCAGUUGAUGUGGAUUUGGAUACCAUGAAAUUUUUCUUAAAAUUUAGGGUUCUUCCGUGAACAAGCAAAAAUUAUUGUCAUUGUUAUUCUUUGUAUUUUUAAGGGUAAGAAAGCUUUUCAAAGUUUUAAAUUUUUCUUAGAUUUAAAUGAAAUUUUUGGGAAGUGCAACUUUCAUAUUACCGCAUAGCAUAAUUACCAAUUAUUGAUUUCUAGGUAAAAAUUGUUGUUCCCGUCUUUGUCAAUACAGUAUUAGCAUAUAUGUAUAUAUGUGUUAUAAAUUUAAUUGUAAUGGGCCAAAAGUUCACAAAAUUAACAUUUCUAAGAUUUAGAUCGCUUCACACAAAACAAAUUAUUUAGCGUAGUUGACGAUUUUUUGAUGCUCAAAAUCUUUUAAGGUUCUAGCUGUUGCUUAUGCUGUGUAUGCAGUUAUUAAUGUAGCAAUACUCAGCACAUAAUACACAUGAACAUUUGGUGCUGGAAUCAGUAUGUGGUGUUAAACAUUUGAUGCUAUACUGUAGUGCUGAUGCACACAAUUAUUCUUACAAUACAAUGGUAUCUUUCUGCACAAGUUUUCUAAAGUUGUGCUAUCCACACGGAAAGUAAAAUGAUUGUCUGUACAGUAAGAACUUUUUCUCAGGAUAAUUAUCAGCUUGGUAAAACAAAGAGGUGUAAAUUCCAGACUUAAAAUAAGCAAAUUAAAUGCAGAUUAGAAUAUUAAAGUGUACUGUAUAUGAAUUAGUGCUGGAUUUUAUGGAUAAUUAAUAUUAAAAGUUCAUUUUCAUUUUUGUACAUGAAAUGUGUAACAGGGGUCAACAUAUUGUGGGUUUGGAAUAAGUUGGUUAAUAUUAUGCAAAUUAUGUACAUACAGUAAACUCUUUUAGCCGUAAUCCUCGGAACUCUCCAAUAGCCGGAAUGGAAAUUGGGCCUAAAAAAUUCCAGGAUUAUAAUUUUUAUCAUUCUCUCCCCAGUAAAUCAGUGAAUACAAGUACUGUAUAUACGUGUAGAGGUUUUAAUUGUAUCAAUAUGGCCACUAGAUAUAUUACAGAUGACAAGGCUAUACAACAGUUCCAAGCAACAAAUAUGUAUUUGUCUCUCCACAUCUGGUUUCCUGACCGAAAGUUAGACUUUAGGGAAUUUAAAAUUAAACCUGCCAAUGGCUCUUAAGUAUUACCCUUCCUUGUUUUGCACCCUAUAUAUUUGCUGCAUGCACAAUCAAAUCCACUUUUUUCUGUUUUGCAUCCUUUGUAAUUCGAUGAAAUCUCAAACUUUUAUCAUGUAGUCUGUAUGAUAUGCAUCCAAAUAUGGAGGAUUUAUCAGGCACUGUUAUACGAGUAUACCUUCGCACCAUGACAGCCAACUGGUAACUGAGCUUCCACCCCGGAUUGCCGCCCAGAUGACGUCAUGCUCGGUGAAGGACGAAUUUUCGAAUUGGUAUAAUUAGACUUUGGUGUGUGCCUCAUAAAUUGUAUGUGUUCAGUGGUGAUUGCAUAAAUAAAUACAGAUCCAUGCAAGAUGUGUACAGUAUUUUAGACUCUUGGGGAAAACUUCUCCAGUAGAGGGUUGAAAAUUCUUGGCCAAGUCUUCAGAGAGGCUUCAAGUAAAUCUGUGUACAUUAGAAGGCAUUAAAUAUAGAAGUGCCUAAGGGGAGUACUUUGUGAGUGCAGUGAGAACUGCUAAGGUGCUCACCCACCUUAAAAAGGAAUCACAUUCCAUAUGGUGAAAAUCUAGCCACUAACUUAAAGCCAUUUGCAAGUAGCCAAUUAUAUAUAGUGUCAAGUUUUGUGACUGAGAUGCCCUUUAAUGUAUCUGGAUUAAAGAUAACUUUUGCAUAUGGUCUGAUGAUACACUAAUGCCCUCUUUACUAUAUGGGGUUAGUAUUUCAUGUUAUCAAAAAUAUAUGGCUUGAUAAUUUUUGUUUUUAGAUUAACCUCGACAGUUGAAUCACCUUAAAAUGUUCAAUUUCAUGAAAGGUCUAAUAAUUGUUCUUUUACUUAAAAAAAUAAUGUACUUAAGAACUUUUUGUAAUGUACUUACCUUAACCAAUCAGGUGGGAUUUAAAGAAGUGAGCAGGAGGAGAUGCACAAGGGAGUAGGGGAAAAAGUUCUAUACUGUUGGUAAUCUAUAGUAGUUAAGUACUGUAAUAAUGUCCUGUAAUUUUUUUUUCAGUACAAUGCAUUUUGUAAAUAUAUUCAUAAGAUUUUUCUAAUAAAUGUAUGACCUAU
Molecule: messenger RNA, 9907 nt
Organism: Homarus americanus (American lobster)
Lineage: Eukaryota; Metazoa; Arthropoda; Malacostraca; Decapoda; Nephropidae
Gene: sdk
Product: protein sidekick-like
Exons: 36
Coding region: 126-6485 (2119 amino acids)
Biological process (GO): cell-cell adhesion
Molecular function (GO): protein binding
Source: RefSeq, a predicted model, not a curated record